AUGUUGCUCUGCAGGAUCGCUGGGGUCGUCGGGGGCAUCUCCUGUGCCUUCGCUGGUCUCUGGAACUGUGUCACCAUCAACCCCCUGAACAUCGCUGCUGGCGUGUGGAUGAUGCUCAACGCCUUCGUGCUGUUCCUGUGCGAGGCCCCGUUCUGCUGCCAGUUCAUCGAGUUCGCCAACGUGGCGGCUGCGCGCGCCGAGCGGGGAGCUGCCUGGCUCUGAGGACUGUCUCUCCCCAGGAUGGCCGCCUUCCCGGUCGCGCUCAGCCUGUCGCUCACCACGCUGCUCGGGAACGCCGCCGCCUUCGGCACCGGGGUCCUGUACGGGCUGUCGGCGCUGGGCAAGAAGGGAGAUGCCAUUUCCUAUGCCCGGAUCCACCAGCAGCAGAAGCAAAUGGAUGAAGAGAAGCUCACAGGGGCCACGGAGGGACAGGCUCUCUGA
Molecule: messenger RNA, 441 nt
Organism: Chaetura pelagica (chimney swift)
Lineage: Eukaryota; Metazoa; Chordata; Aves; Apodiformes; Apodidae
Gene: CACFD1
Product: calcium channel flower domain containing 1
Biological process (GO): vesicle-mediated transport
Cellular component (GO): membrane
Source: RefSeq, a predicted model, not a curated record